This is a messenger RNA of Malania oleifera, 1765 nucleotides long. Its product is annotated as SNF1-related protein kinase regulatory subunit gamma-1. Lineage: Eukaryota; Viridiplantae; Streptophyta; Magnoliopsida; Santalales; Ximeniaceae. The record is from RefSeq and is a predicted model, not a curated record. The transcript is spliced from 6 exons. Bases 128 to 1519 code for a protein of 463 amino acids.
CAGGUUGCACCGGAUAACUCUCCUGCCAUUGCAUUAUUUAUGUCACUGUUGCUCGAAUCAACAGACCUUUCUUCUUCGUCAGCUGAGAGAGAGAGAGGGACAGAGAGAGAGAGAGAGAGAGAGAGAGAUGGCGCAGGUGGCGAGAGAGAGUGAGAGGGUGGAGGCGGGGGGGAGGAGAGAGAGGGAGAUGGGGAUGGUGGAGGUGGUGGGGCGGGCGGUGGUGGAGGGACAGUCGACGACGGAGAGUCCGAGGAGUCCGGAGGCGAAAUUGGGGAUGAAGGUGGAGGAUCUGUGGGACGUGCAGGAACCUCAGCUCACUCCCACCGAGAAGCUCAACGCCUGCUUCGAGAGCAUCCCCGUCUCUUCCUUCCCCCUUGCUCCUUCUUCCCAAGUAAUCGAGAUAAGCUCGGAUGCCAGUCUGGCAGAAGCUGUUCAGAUAUUGUCCCAACACAAAAUUCUUAGUGCACCUGUUGUGGAUGUUUCUGCACCUGCUGAUGCCACUUGGAUGGACAGAUACCUUGGCAUUGUGGAGUUCGCAGGCAUUGUCGUAUGGAUUCUGCAUCAGUCUGAAGGUGCAUCACCCAGGAAGAAUGGUGAAUCAACUGGCCGAGAAUUGUUUACAGGUGGAUCAACGACAAUUGCUGGAACUGCUGUUGCUGCAGCAGCUAACGGUGUGACUUCUGCGAAUGGACUUGGGAAUUUAGGCCCCGAGUCUGCUGCAACAACUUCUGGAAACUUUUUUGAGGCUCUGACAACUUCUGAAUUUUACAAGAGUACUAAGGUUCGAGAUAUAUCAGGGUCAUUUCGCUGGGCUCCGUUUCUGGCUUUACAGACAUCCAACUCCUUUCUGACAAUGCUCUUGCUGCUUUCAAAGUACAAAAUGAAGAGUGUUCCUGUGGUUGAUCUUGGUGAAGGGAAGAUUGAUAACAUCAUCACACAGGCUGCUGUUAUACACAUGCUAGCAGAAUGCGCUGGGCUUCACUGGUUUGAAAGCUGGGGCACCAAGAAGCUCUCUGAACUCCGUCUUCCUUCAAUGAAGAGUAGUCAAAUGAUACAGGUGUAUGAGGAUGAACCUGUCCUGCAGGCAUUUAAACUGAUGAGGAAAAAGAGGGUUGGAGGGAUUCCUGUGAUUCAAAGUGGUGGGAGAAAGGCAGUGGGUAAUAUUAGCAUCAGAGACGUUCAUUUCCUCCUGACUGCGCCAGAGAUAUACAAAGAUUUUAGAUCCAUCACGGCAAAAAACUUCCUGACAGCAGUUAGAAGCUACUUGGAGCAGCACCAAGAGGCAUCUCCGAUGUUGAGUGGCAUGAUCACAUGCACCCGAGAUCACACAAUGAAAGAACUGAUUUUAAAGCUUGACUCGGUGAAGAUCCAUAGAGUAUAUGUCGUGGAUGGUGACGGGAAUCUGGAAGGGGUGAUCACGCUUAGAGACAUAAUUUCGAAGCUAGUUCAUGAGCCCCCAGGCUACUUUGGGGACUUCUUCGAUGGUGUUUUGCCUCUGCCUCAGAACAGCAGGGUGUAAGAGGAAAAGAAGUCUUGUCUGCUCUGGUUGGAUAGGGUGAUUGUAACAUGGGCAAGUUUCUUGUAAGUAGUUUGAGUUUGACGAGGUUUAAUAAUCUGUAUAUUUGGUUCUUACCCCUGAACUGAGUUUUUCUAUUUUUUGCCCCAAAGCUUGUGCUUUGGAACUAACAGUUGGGAUCAAUUCCUCGUCCUUAACAUGAAUGUGAGUUUGCUGUAAGAAAGGUGGAUGUCUACAUUUGAAGUUGCA